AUGGUAGCUUGGGCAGCUUUAGGCGCAAUGGGAACAAAAGCAUUAGCAUUUGGAGCAAAAGCACUUGGGGCUUAUGACGCAGUAAAUAAAAUGAGUGGAGGAAGAGUUUCGAAGACAUUAGAUGCAAAUAAAGGAAAGAUUGGAGGCUGGGUUGCAAAGAAGUUAAGAUUAAAUAAAAUAGGGCUCAUAAAUAAAGCAUCCAAUUUGGUUGCGACUGAGUCAGAAAAUGCUUUAGGAAAGGACGAUGAGUUUGCAAAACAUGCAAAAGACUUUAAUGACCAGAUGAAAGGUGAAACAAUGCAUUUAAAUAGAGUCGAUGGAACUAAAGAAAAUGUUUCUUCUCCACCAGUAGUU
This is a messenger RNA of Trichomonas vaginalis G3, 354 nucleotides long. Its product is annotated as protein of unknown function, DUF4107 family. The annotation marks the transcript as partial. The transcript has a single exon. The record is from RefSeq and is a predicted model, not a curated record. NCBI's taxonomy places the organism in Eukaryota, Parabasalia, Trichomonadida, Trichomonadidae.